Trichoderma reesei QM6a is the source of this 1875-nucleotide messenger RNA. RefSeq lists its product as uncharacterized. The coding region runs from base 1 to 1875 and encodes 624 amino acids. NCBI's taxonomy places the organism in Eukaryota, Fungi, Ascomycota, Sordariomycetes, Hypocreales, Hypocreaceae. The record is from RefSeq and is a predicted model, not a curated record. The transcript has a single exon.
AUGGCCUUCUUCGAACGCAUGACGAGCCCCCAUCGCCAUUCGCCCAUCCUGCCUCUCCACAACCCUCCGAAACGACUUCCCAGCGAAUACCAACUCAACGAACUGGACCCUCGACCCGACGAUGCCUCGUCAAACGAGGGAGACCUGCCUAGAGCCUGGCAAUCCCACUAUGAUGAACCAUCCGAGUCGCGUGGGGUCUCGCCGACCACAUGGCGUAGCAAGUCCGGCUCCAGCCAGUCGGUUCACAACGUGAAGCCGAACCGACGACCGAUGUUUGCUGGUCCACCGCCGCCGAUAACAGCAUCGAUGUUGAUAAGCAAGGAGUCGUUCAGGGCCGAUUCGGUUGGCCCUUCAGGCCGCAAGAAACCUACGCCAUAUAGCCUUCUCGGUGGCAGCCCGACCGAGGCUAACAGCGUCUUGUUUGAUCACAGGCGUGAAGCUGCUAUCAACACUUCCGAUUCCGUUUGGCGAGGCUUGCGGAGGCAAGAGAAGGCCUUGGAGAAAGAGGUUCAGCUCCUGCUCGAUCAGCAAGCCGCCGCCUUGGCCGCUGGAACCGGCCACGAGAAUGACGAAUCAAGCACGGGGAGUAGCACUCCGACGAGCACAUUCUACUCUACGAAAAGUUCCAAAUCGAAGAUGGCCAGCUCUCUCUAUGUGCCGCCUCGGGCCACCCGCGACGGCAACGUGGUGCCAAUCAGACAGCCGGCAAACGAUAAGCCGCCAGGGCUGAGGUCGACCAGAGGCGCUCUCCGGGAGUUGAUAACAUCCAUGACGAGGCUCAAGGAAGACGAACAUGCUCACCUGGACGACGCCAUGAUGCAGCGACAAGAUGCGCUCAACUACCUGGACCGGCUAGGCAGCAGGAAAACCGGCAUACAGGCAGAGCUGGAUGAUCUGACAGAGAACGGCGACGAGCCGCUAGCGAGAGAGCUGCGCGACCUGAACACGCAGCAUGAUGCCCUAGGCAAGGAGAUACAGUUGCUCGAGGAGAAGUUGGCCGCAAUGCGGAUAGAGCACCGCACACUGGAAGAGAGAAUAGACGACAUCAAGAAUAAGAGAGAGGCAGGACUCAGCGGAUACUACGGCGCAUUACGAGAUGUGACCAACGAAGCAAAUGCAUUUGUGCAGCACCCUCCCAUUCAACCGCUUGACGAGGACCUCCUGUGGCAGGGCGGCGAGGCUGACGGAGACCCGGCCGCUUCGGGAGGACGCGAGUUCAUGCGCCUCAUCCCCGAGCGGCGGACGCUGGAAAUGGCAAGAUCAUGGUGGACGGCGGAGAUGACAGUGCUGAAGCGCUGCAAAGAGCGUAUCGAUGAGGAUCGCCAAGCGUUGGAGGAAGGGGGCCGGGUCUGGGACAAGGUCACCCAGCUGGUCUCGACAUUUGAGGCAGAUUUGCGAGAGGCGAUGCAGGGUGGCACCGCGGCGUCUUCAUCAUCUUCAAGCCCGAAAGGCAAAGACAAGGUGCCCUCGCAGGAGGAGAUUCUCUCCGAUCAGCUGUCCCGAAUGAAGCAAGUGAUUGAAGAGCUGGAAGACCAAUUGAGGCAAGCCGAAGAAAAGCGCUGGAACCUCUUGAUUUGUGCUAUCGGCGCAGAACUGGAAGCCUUCAAGGAGGCCUACAACGUCUUAAACAGCUUGCUACACCCCCCUGAGAAGCGGCUUCCCGGCGAUGGCGGAGAUGCGUCUGAGAAAGAGGCAGAACCAGGACAUCGACCUGCCACGCAGAAGGAGGAGAGUCAUGCGGCUGAUGAAGAGAGCGACAACGAGGUGCCGUCAGACUUUCUCGGCGGCGAACAUGAUGCGAGGGAUGAACCCGCUGUUGCUGAUAACAGCAGCGAGAACGAGGUGCCGCCGGAAUUUCUGGUGGAACACGUGUGA